Molecule: messenger RNA, 1536 nt
Organism: Lepisosteus oculatus (spotted gar)
Lineage: Eukaryota; Metazoa; Chordata; Actinopteri; Semionotiformes; Lepisosteidae
Gene: nit1
Product: nitrilase 1
Molecular function (GO): hydrolase activity, acting on carbon-nitrogen (but not peptide) bonds, in linear amides
Source: RefSeq, a predicted model, not a curated record
AACCACGCAAAUUCUUUUAAUGAUAAUUUUUUUAAAAAAACUAACAAACAAUUAGGUCUGAGGGAAAUUCACCUUUAAUGGAAAACAGGAGGAGCGACGACCUUUUCUGCCUCGAUUGAGGUUCCUGCUCUGGGCUCCGUCCAUGCUGCGACGCGGGACGCUGUGGAGUCGAGCGAGCUACGCCUGGAGCACAGCCCUCCGAUAUACUAGUUUCACGUCUCGGAGAGCGCGCCCAGGCGACCAGGAGAGGAUGAGCUCCCGCAAGCCGGUGGCCGCGCUGUGCCAGGUCACCUCCACGCCGGACAAGGAGGCCAACUUCUGCAGCUGCGAGGGGCUGGUGGAGCGGGCGCGCGAGGGCGGGGCCUGCAUGGCCUUCCUGCCCGAGGGCUUCGACUUCAUCGGCUCGGGCCGCGAGGAGACGCUGGAGCUGGCGGAGGCGCUGGAGGGCGAGACGGUCGGGCGCUACGCGGCCCUGGCCAGGAAACUGGGGAUCUGGCUGUCCCUGGGGGGGUUCCACGAGCGAGGGGAGGACUGGGAGAGGGAUCGCCGGAUCUACAACAGCCACGUGAUCCUGGAUGACCAGGGUCGCAUUGCAGCCGUCUACAGGAAGUGCCACCUGUUUGACGUGGAGCUGACAGGAAGGGGCGUGUCCCUGAAAGAGAGCUCCUUCACCAUCCCGGGACCCUGCAUCGUCCCCCCCGUCCAGACGCCCCUCGGCAAGCUGGGACUGGGCGUGUGUUAUGACCUGCGCUUCCCUGAGUUCUCAUUGGCCCUCGUGCGGAAGGGGGCGGAGAUUCUAACCUAUCCUUCAGCCUUCACCGUGGCAACGGGGACCGCCCACUGGGAGGUCCUGCUGCGUGCCCGGGCGAUCGAGACGCAGUGCUUCGUGCUGGCCGCCGCCCAGGUGGGGCGCCACCACGCCCGCCGCGCCUCCUUCGGCCACGCCCUGGCGCUGGGGCCCUGGGGCGAGGUGCUGGGGGCCUGCGGGGCCACGGAGCCCGGGCUGGCGCUGGUGGAGGUCGACCUGCAGCGCCUGCGGGAGGUGAGGAGGGACAUGCCACUGCAGCAGCACCGGCGGGGGGAGCAGUUCUACAGCCAGGACUGAACCACUGGACACCUGCGGCGGGGGGAGCUAUUCAACUUGUUCUCCUAUUCUGUGUGCAGCCCUGGGGGGGGCAGCACAGAGUCCCACUGCUUCUGCUUGCAGCCUCUGACCUUAAUGACCUAAUUGAACAUUAAGCAAUUAAUUUAUGGUCAGUUUCUUCAGUUUGUAAUCUGUACCGAACUGAAAAGCUUCUUCCUCCCUGAGCUUCUGGGGCUGUAGCGAAAUCUGGGGUACGUCCCUGAGCUCUGGGGUACGCGCUUAAACAGGCGCAGUGGCCGCACUGCGUUGUUGUAGCGCCCCCUGGCGUGUGAAGUAGAGGAGAGCCGCCGCGGUUCUGCGUCGGCACUGAGCUCCGUGAGAAUAUCUCCCGUGCCGCUGGAACUGUCACAUAAAUUCUGCUUCGGUUAUUAAAAUCACUUUUUCAGAUCUGA